Molecule: messenger RNA, 2966 nt
Organism: Bufo gargarizans (Asiatic toad)
Lineage: Eukaryota; Metazoa; Chordata; Amphibia; Anura; Bufonidae
Gene: LRSAM1
Product: leucine rich repeat and sterile alpha motif containing 1
Exons: 25
Coding region: 175-2343 (722 amino acids)
Molecular function (GO): protein binding
Source: RefSeq, a predicted model, not a curated record
AGGGAGCCUUGCGAGUGGCGUGUUCUGUGGGUCACGUGACGACGCUUGGACACCCGGAAGAGUCUGAUGGCUGGCUGUAGAGCUGGAGGGGCUGACAGGACGGUGAGGGGCUCCGGUGUGACCCUGUAGCGCCCCUCAUCGCUCGCUGUCUGUCGGAGGAUCGCGCUGCCAGUUAUGAUGCCGCUGUUCUUCAAGAAGCAGAAGCCGAGCGGGGAGGCGAGAAAACGCCUAGAAUAUCAGAUGUGCCUGACGAAGGAGGCGGGAGCGGACGAGAUCCUGGACAUCUCAAAAUGUGAAUUAUCCGAGGUCCCUGAUGCUGCUUUCUCCACCUGUCGGGUCCUGCAGAAGAAGGUGUUGAUUCUUCACAGCAAUUUUUUGACUUCUCUGCUUCCCAAGUCCUGCCAAAUCCUGGACUUAGCCGCCUUAAAGGUUCUCGAUCUCCAUGAUAACCAGAUGUCGUCCCUCCCUGCUGACAUAGGACUGCUGAAAUCCUUACAGGUGCUGAACGUGGAACGGAACGUCUUGCGUUCGCUCCCUGAUUCCAUCGGGGAUUUGAUCCAACUGCAGACCCUGAAUGUGAAAGGGAAUAAGCUGAAGCUGCUUCCUCCAACUGUCGGUAGUCUGCGCUGUCUACGUACGUUGAACAUCAGCGAGAAUAGACUGAGCGAGCUUCCUCCGGCCCUGGCCCAUGUCCGCACCUUGGAGACCCUGACUCUGGACUCUUUGGGGAUGGUCUUCCCCCCAGCCUCAGUGUGCAGCGAGGGGACAGAGGCGAUCCAGCAGUAUCUAUGCAAGGAGCUGGGCAUAAAGUACUGCCCACCCUCCCAGUACCUGCUCUCCGUCCUGGAGAACGACACCUGCGAUGCUGCGGCAGAUACAGUAGAUGGCGCUCAUCUGAUGUCUUUGAAAGAGGAAACUGAAUGGCAGAACAAAUUUUCCGAAUAUGAGAAGAGAAAGGAACAGAAAAUGUUAGAAAAACUGGAUUUUGAGCGUCGCCUGGACCUGGGGCAGCGGGAACACGCCCAGCUCUUCCUACAGAGUAACUCUCAGAAGAAUGAGAUCUUACAGACGGUGCGGGAGGAGCAGUCGCGGUUGGAGAAGGGUCUGACAGAGCAUCAUCGCCAGCUGCAGAACGACCGGCAGAAGCUGCAGGAACAGCUCAAGCUGAUGGAGAAGGGGAUCUCGUACCGGAUCUCUCACCUGCUGGAGGAGAACCGCAGACAAAAGCAGAGCGAGUCUAUCCUGAAAUCCCUGGAGGAUGAGAGGAUUAAAAUGGAGCAGCUUAUGGCAAUUACCCAGGAAGAAGCUGACAACCUGCGCCGUAAGGAGGUGGCGUCUGCAAUGCAGCAGAUGUUAGUGGAAAGCUACAAGAACAAGCUGCUGCAGGUGGCCAUCGAGUCCCGGCGUCAGGAGAUGGUUUAUCAGACCUGCUCCAGCUUGGCCGAGAUGGAUCGCAAGAUUCAGCAGAUCCAGAUGUGGCAGCAACUGGAUCAGAGUAAAGCCAUCAGCCAGAUCCUGCAGGAGUCAGAAAUUCAGAAGGCCGCCUUUGAGGCCCUGCAGUUGAAGAAAGACCUGAUGCAUCGGCAGAUACGAGAACAGAUUUUAUUAAUAGAAGCUGAGUUAAUGCAUCUGACUCAGCUGGAGGUAAAGAGGCAAGAACUGGAAACGGAGGAACUUCAGUGGAUGAUAGCGGAGCAGCGCCAGGCACUAAGUGAUCUCCUGCAGCAGCUUCUUAAGGACAAGAAACAGAGAGAAGAAGAGCUGUUGGCCGUACUGAUGGAAAUGGAUGCAAAGAGCGAGGCCAAGCAAGAAAACUAUUGGCUGAUCCAGUACCAGAGGCUCCUGAAUCAGAAGCCUCUGUCUCUCAGACUUCAGGAGGAAGGGCUGGAGCAGGAACUGGUGGACCUUCUCAGGGAGCUUUCAGCCGAGAAGUAUUUGCCUAUAUUUGCCCAUCAUAGGUUCUGUCUGGAGAUGCUGGAGAAGAUGACGGCUGCUGAUCUCAAGAAGAUCGGCGUUGCAGAAGUUGGCUUGCAGAUCUCCAUUAUCGAGAAGGCUCGAGAGAUUCGGAGACUCAGGAGAGAGUCGCCCAAACUGACACCCUCCGAGGUGGGACCCAGCGCCCCCCCAGCUGGCCAGCCCAGCCCGAGCUCUCCUAAACUCCCAUUACCUGAUGUGGCGAACAGGAUCUCUGAGUGCGUGGUCUGCAUGGAGCUAGAGGCCCAAGCGAUCUUUCUCCCCUGCGGUCACGUCUGUUGCUGCACCAAUUGCGGAGACGCCCUCCAGACGUGCCCCCUGUGCCGCAGGGACAUCAGCCAACGUAUUCGCAUCUUCCAGAGCACUUAAGAACAGAGAAGAGGAGACCGCUGCUGCCCUCCGGCAUUACAUGAAGGAACAAAAUUUGCUGUAAAGACCUGGCUCCCUCUGCAGCGGUAGACUAGUUCCGUAUGCCACCGCUAGCGAUACUUCUGUAGUCUGCCCCCAGUGGAUAGUCACAGUAUUGCAGGGCGUGGUCGCGGUUUUGUGACGCCUCUCGCCCCUUAUAUAUUUUUCUCCGCUCCCUGCGCAGCUUUAUUUACUGACACUUGAGUACUUGAGUAUCUCAGGGGUGAGAGGGGUGUUUCUUUUGGGUCAUUUCAGCUCUAUAUAUAUAUUCUGCUGUUUCCGCCCAGGGUUUAAAAAGGCUAAAGCCAUUUGUAAAACUGUUUAUUUUCUAUGUAAUUUUACGUGUACUAUAGGUUAAUUUAUUACAUUAUAGGAUGACGUGGAAUACGUCCCUGGCUUAGUCGGCUCGGAGGUAUCCGUCUGCCUUUGUCCUGCUGUAUGUAUGAAGGGUGCCAUGUUGCUCGAGAGACCUCCCAAAUAUUGUAUCUAGAGGUUCUUUCCUCCCACAUGAAUGAAAGGGGGUAAAACCCACCAGAAAUACUGUGAAUGUGAACGCUGUGUUAAAAUAAAAAUUAAUAAAAAUU